AUGUGGUUGCAGUUAAAGCAAUGGUUUUAUUGCGCAAGGAAGGAAGAAAUAGGAAGAAACAAGAAACAAAGAGUUAUAAAUGUAUUUUAUGUACAACAAGCAUAUCAUCCAUCCAAAAGUUCAGCUCAGGUGAAAAUGAAGAAAUUAAAUGUUAAUGAUGAUGUCGUUUUAUCUUUACAAAAAAGACAUAAAGGGGCCGGUGGGAGGUUGGGGAUUAAUUCAUAUCUCAUGUAA
Molecule: messenger RNA, 234 nt
Organism: Clunio marinus
Lineage: Eukaryota; Metazoa; Arthropoda; Insecta; Diptera; Chironomidae
Source: the annotation of a GenBank genome assembly